Molecule: messenger RNA, 3761 nt
Organism: Syngnathus acus (greater pipefish)
Lineage: Eukaryota; Metazoa; Chordata; Actinopteri; Syngnathiformes; Syngnathidae
Gene: dennd11
Product: DENN domain containing 11
Exons: 9
Coding region: 141-1616 (491 amino acids)
Cellular component (GO): cytoplasm
Source: RefSeq, a predicted model, not a curated record
GACAAGCUCCCAAAUGAAAAGAAAACAACACUGCAAGCCAGGGGCAACCAUCACGCAGUUCUAGGCUCGUCGAUUCGCGUGGACGACCAAUAAGUGAAUAUUCUCUUCUCGGCCUGCCAGCCGUCGACGGCAGCGGCACCAUGGUCGAGCAGUCGGACCGAGCCCCGCUCCUGGACUGGGAAGAGAUCCCACCGUCGUCCGACCCGAGCCAGGCGGCUCCGUCGCUACCUGCGGCGCCCAAGGAAAAGGGAGACGUGACGUCGCGGAAAAAAACUUCGACUCCAGUGUGUCUCCAGGUGACAGAGAUUGGCAGAAGGAACGACAAUUGCACCGCCAUCAGCUGCCCGACAGCUGUUGUUGACGGCCGGGAGAGAAGCCCGAUGGGCCGGGAAAAGCGUCCCAGCCAUAUACAGGGUCAGCCGGUUCCUCCCUUCCCGGAUGUGACAGUGAGAGAUCAGUGGGAGGAAAAAGAUCACAUCGUGGCUGUGUUUGUCGUCACCUUUAAUACACGGUCAGGGAACAUGGUCGAGUGGUGCUUACCUCAUGACAUUAACCUGGAUGGAGUUGAAUUCAAGUCAAUGGCCAGCGGUUCACAUAGGAUUACCAAUGACUUUGUAUAUUUCCGCAAAGGCUCUUACUUUGGGCUGGCCUGCUUUGCUAAUAUGCCUGUGGACAACGAAUUGGAACGGGGAGCCCGGAUGAAGUCUGUAGGAAUUCUGUCUCCUUCCUACACGCUGCUGUACCGCUACAUGCACUUCCUGGAGAAUCAAGUCAGACUCCAGUUAAAGAAUCCAUACCGCUAUUCCGCCCUGGAGGCCUUCUAUGAAGACAAGAAGGCCAUCCUUCCACCGACAGUAAACGGCCUAGUCACUGCUUGCCCUACCUGGAGUGUGACCACCAUCAACCGCUGUAUGCAUCCAGAAAUGAAGAUCACUCACCCGGCCGGCUGCAUGUCCCAGUUUGUCCAGUUUUUCGGGGAGCACAUAAUGGUUUUGUGGAAGUUUGCACUGCUUCGGAAGCGGCUCCUCAUCUUCUCCCCGCCACCUGUCGGUGUGGUCUGCUAUAGAGUUUACUGCUGUUGCAGCCUGGCCAAUGUCUCUUUACCUGGAAUUGGAGUGUCUGUGCCUGAAUUACGACCUUUCUUUUACAUCAACGUAGCUGACAUCCCUGCACUGGAAACAGAGAUGUCAUAUGUGGCCUGCACCACCGAGAAGAUUUUUGAAGACAAGAAGGAUUUGCACGAUCUGUAUAUUGAUAACCAAAAUGUGAAAACACACAGGAGCCAUUUACUGCCCUUGCUGCGAUUGAAUGCUGCAGAUAAAGAGAGAUACAGGAAACUGAGCGAACAGAGGCAAUUGUUGCUGUAUUCUCAAGAAGUGGAUGGAGACUGUACGUCGAAUGAGGAAGAUCUUUUUAUUGUGUUCUUCAUGGAGCUUAAUAACCGCAUCUUCCAGAUCCUUUCCGAGGUUGCGGGUAGUGCUGAUCCCACCUUAACGGCGGAGCAUGUGAGAGCCAUGGGGCUGGAUCCCCAGGGCGAUCGCUGUUUCCUGGUGGAGCUGCUGGAGAUGUACGGUGUUGAUGUCACUCUGGUUGUAGAUAACCUCUGCUGCCACUAGCCUUGGAAAUGCAGGAUUACACCAGUCGGCGGUGACUUUAAGAAACACAAACACACACAAACACUGAGACACUACUUACACCCCGAGCCUUCAUCUGUUGCCUGCUCUUCCAUUGUCGGUGUUUGUUUUCGUUUGUGUAAAUUGUGUCAUCUGGCUGUCUGUCGAAGUGGAAUGGACUCAGUCCUGGCUGAUGAUGCUGUGCUCUUUUAGCCAUUUUAUUACUGUACUCUUUUUGUUUGUGUUUCCCCCAACACUGGAUAUGUGCUCGAUAAUAUUACGGUGUGAGCGAUGCCUCCCUGUGCACCAAUCAGUGAAUUGCACUGGAAUGGAAUUGGACUGUCUGUCAUUCUGCUGUGAUCCUUGUCCAUUUGUGAGAGCAUUGACCACUCUUUUGGCUUUACAAAAAAAGAAGCAAUAGAAGUGUGCAUCUUUGCCGGCGAUGGGCCUUUCACAUUAUUUCGUAAAUCGUUCACAUUUUGGCACCUUCAUCUUGAGUUAGGUUCUCAAUGAAUGUGAUUCUAUGACACGUUAUUAUGAAUGCUGCAUCUUUUUACGCCAUUUGCCACGGGACUAUUUGUCACACUGAUCAUGCAUCUUACACGCUCAGAAAAAAAAAUCAUUGUAUCCUGGGGUACGAUGUUUUCUUACUGCAACUCAAAGGUACUCUUGUAUUUGUACUGUUUGUACCUGUACCUCUUGAGUCCAGAAGUGUGUGAAUGCUGAGAGACAAGCAAUGCUUGUAUUAGCACACGCAACAAAUUGGGGGGAAAAAGUUGACUACAUUCUUCUCACAGGCUGAAUUGGGCAGCUGCACCAAAAUUGGCUAUGUGAACCAUCGUAUUACCAAAUGGUCGCUAGAAGUGAUUUUAUGGAGACAAAUAAUGAUGACGUGGUUAGUGACAAUUGUAUUCAAUACAAAUGCUGUGAUGUCAUCCACGGUUCUGCUUACAGCAGUAGUUUGCUAGUGUAUCAACUUGCAUUAGAGUCCUCAACUGCAUUUUGCAACAUUUCUGAGAUCUCUUAGAAUUCACACUUGACUUCGAAGGGAAAAUUAUUGGCCCUAUGGCAUACAUUAGUGUGGAUUACAUCUGGGUGGAGAGAAAUAGACUUCUAUGGGACCCUCAUUUCUGACACUUUAAGGGGAUUUGUGUGUUGUUCCUGAAACACUGUUGAGGCUGUUCAUCCGCUUCUCUUUGUUCUCAGCUUUUUGAAUGAAGGGUCCUUGAUGGAGCGCAGAGGAGAUCCUCCUCCUGCCUUGUGUCUCUGUGACAAAGUUCUCUUUGUAUUGCGAUGCUAGGCAGCAGCUUUAACUCUUCCUCAUUGAAAUUCACAAAAUUAAAAACCUCCCCCGCUUCUCUCUUUUCAUCACCGUCUCUUUGAGUAAAUCCAAGUCUGGAGUGGGAUCAAGUGUGUUUGAACACUGCUAGCAAACUGUGGAAGUAAUCCAUCGCAGUGCCAGUCUCCAAUAAUUUUGUUCCAUGUUGGAACACCAAGGCUGGGGCUAAUAUAAAUUCACAGAGGUGGUUCUCAAAUGUCUCAAAAAUUAACCCCUAUCCAAGCGAGGAACUACUAAUUUAGAAGGAUGCCAGAAACAGCUUUAUUGUGGUUUGACACCAUGCUUCCUAGGUUGGUUUAUUAAACAUCAAGUGCAAUUUGUACUGUACAUAUUUAAAAUAACAAAAACUUAAGCUUUGUUUAUUUUUUAACGGGGCCUUAAGGAAAUAUGACUUAUGACAUCAGUGCGUCACUGUUAUACUGUAUGCGAUUAAGUAUAGUAUAUAUAAGUAUAUGAAUGCUCUGUUGCCUUGGACCAGUCUAUUUACUUUCCAGCAGCCAAGAUUAUUUGCAUUCCUGGUGUACAUGCAAUGUCAAAAGUGGGUUGACAUACACACAAAUACACAAAUGUGUAAGACUCAUUGUGGAGAUGCUCACCGAUGCAUACCAGCAUUAGCUACAAUUACUGUUUGUAUAAUGUGCCACUCUGAAUGUCCAAGACACACAUUGUACAUUUUCUACUUGACUGUAGUGUAUACCAAGAACAGUCACUGGAAUUAAACAUUAAAACACAUCUGAAGUCAAUAGCAUGAGCAACUGUUAAUUACACUGUACUUUGUAUAACAAUAAAACAUUUGUCUUUUCUGUCCA